AUGAUCAUCCAGAUUUUGAUUGCUCUCGGAACAAUCCUUCUCUUCCUCCUCUCCAUUCCUCUUGUUCGAUAUAUAUACCUUAACGUCCUCAUACCAUUGAUCACCUGCUCUUCAUUGGUCUUGAUCUCGAUCGUCGUCUUCUAUCCUAUCUACUUCAUAUACAUCAACUCACCUUACGUCCCCCAGCUCGUCAAUGAUUCCAAGGUAUACGUGUUGACGUUACCUCGAAAAUGGUUGUGGAAUAUGGAAUUUUACCUUCAUAUAAGGACGAGAGAUAUUUAUCCCAAUUCAACAGAUCAAGGUCCGCCAUACCCUUUAAACCACCCUCAUCCGGAACCUUACAAUAGAAUCAGCAUGAUAAGGAAAUUAUGUUGGUUAUGGAUCAAACAAUCCGUUUGGGAUUUAUUCGGUAUUCCUUAUGGGUAUUAUGCUGAGCAAAAUAAACAAUUCCAACUUGAAACAAAGGAGAGACAAAAGGAAUUGGGACUCGGUGAUAAGACUUCUGGUAAAUUCACUUUUGGGCUCGGCAUGGGUGCUUGGAGACAUCAAUACAACCCAGGUCGUUCUGGCGAGAACUCUGACAACGACACGGAUACUGCUUAUCAUGUAUACGACGAUCGAUUUGGUCCAAACAAUCAAUAUAGUUAUAACAACUUCACUUCGCCACCUCCUUAUGACAAUGACACCCAUUUCAACGGAUAUUACACUCAAGCUAAAGUGUGUUCAUGCACAACAACAUGUCCCAUCCACACCGCCCGAUAUACCUUGCAAAUCGAUACUCUACUUCCUACAGGCACAAUCGUAAUUCCUCCACCUGAAUAUGAGGAAAAUCAUGCUCGUGUUCAACCAUCGAUGGCAAAUGAUCCUUUGUACAAUCGGAUCACGCAAUUUGCGAAUACCCCUCCUCACACUUUUUCAAGACAAGAUUACUGA
Molecule: messenger RNA, 933 nt
Organism: Kwoniella shivajii
Lineage: Eukaryota; Fungi; Basidiomycota; Tremellomycetes; Tremellales; Cryptococcaceae
Exons: 2
Coding region: 1-933 (310 amino acids)
Source: RefSeq, a predicted model, not a curated record